This is a messenger RNA of Sinocyclocheilus rhinocerous, 1040 nucleotides long. RefSeq names its product gastrula zinc finger protein XlCGF7.1-like. Gene Ontology annotation, biological process: regulation of transcription by RNA polymerase II. Lineage: Eukaryota; Metazoa; Chordata; Actinopteri; Cypriniformes; Cyprinidae. The record is from RefSeq and is a predicted model, not a curated record. Gene Ontology annotation, molecular function: DNA-binding transcription factor activity, RNA polymerase II-specific; RNA polymerase II cis-regulatory region sequence-specific DNA binding. Bases 72 to 1040 code for a protein of 322 amino acids. The transcript has 2 exons.
UCAGAUCUGCAGUGGGGCCCCCUGGUGGUUCAAGUGCCGUAUGCAACUUGCGUACUUUGCAUAUAGACCUGAUGGCACUGAAAGAGGAGAGUCAAGAACUGAAUGAAACAGAAGAGAAAGAUCAAAAUGAGAAACAUCAUGAUUUCAAAACUGAAGAAAAAUCAGUUAGUUGUUCACAGAUUGAAAAGACUUACUCACCAAAAAAAGCUCAAAAAACACAAACUACAAAUCUUAAAUCUAUUAUGAGAACUGACACUGAAGAGAGACCUUUCACCUGCCCUCAGUGUAGAAAGACUUUCACGCGUAACGAAAACCUGAAGAUUCACAUUAGAGUUCACACCGGAGAGAGACCGUUCAAAUGUGGUCAGUGUGGAAAGAGUUUCAGUAAAAAGGCAACCCUUAAAGCCCACAUGAGAAUUCACACUGGAGAGAAGCCUUUCACCUGCAAACUGUGUGGAAAGAGUUUCAGUAAAAAGGCAACCCUUAAAGCCCACGUGAGAAUUCACACUGGAGAGAAGCCGUACACCUGCAAACUGUGUGGAAAGAGUUUCACGCUUAAAGGAAACCUAAACACUCACAUGCGGAUUCACACUGGACAGAAUCCAUUCACAUGUGAUCAGUGUGGGAAGAGUUUCAGAUAUAAUGUAAACCUUAAUUAUCACAUGAGAAUUCAUUCAAGAGAGGACCGUUUUAAAUGUAAUCAGUGUGAAAGUUUCACAGAGAGGGAACAUCUUAAGAAACAUGUUAAAAUUCACAUUGGAAAAAAGUCUUUCAUGUGUCAUCUCUGUGGGAAGAGUUGCUCAACCGGAGGAAACCUCAAGACUCACUUGAGAAUUCACACUGGAGAGAAACCUUUCACCUGCGAACAGUGUGGAAAGAGUUUCAGUCAGAAAAUAACCCUUCAGCUUCACAUGAGAGUUCACACUGGAGAGAAACCUUACAGGUGUCUUCAGUGUGAGAAGAGUUUCACAAGUCAAAAAAAACUGAAAGGUCAUUUGUCAACUCCUUCUGGGAAGAAAUUGCCAUUUUCCUCAGAGUGA